GGAAUAAGUACCGCGGCACGAUUACGGUCGGGAUCAUCAGCAUCCACAUCUCCUCAUCCAGAACCAUCAUGUCUCGAUUCUCCCUCCAAGGCCGAACAGCCCUCGUCACGGGCGGCGCCCGCGGCUGCGGCCUGGCCUUUGCGCGGGGCCUCGCCCAAGCCGGCGCCGACGUCGCCAUCUUCGAUGUUAUUCCUCCAGAGGAAGGGUUUCACACUAUUGAAAAGGAAUACGGAGUGCGGACGGCAUAUUACAAAGUCGACGUCUCCUCCCCCGAAUCCCUCGCCGCCGGCUUCACCUCCUUCCAAACCGACUUCUCCAACGCUCUCGACAUCUGCGUCCCCUGCGCGGGUAUCAACCGACAUCAGACCUUCCUCGACUUCAAAUUCGAAGACCACCACGACCUGCUCAAAAUCAAUGUCUUAGGACUCUUCCACACGGCCCAGCUGGCGGCCCGGCAGAUGAUUGCCAAUAAGACCCAGCAUGGGAGUAUUGUGCUGGUGGCGAGUAUGGCGAGUCACAUUGCGGUAAAGAGUCAGCUGUGCAGUGCAUACUGUGGAUCCAAGGGAGCGGUCAGGGCCAUGUGUCCGGCGAUUGCAAAAGAGUUGGCGGAAUAUGGCAUCCGCGUGAACUCGAUUUCACCAGGUUAUGUGAGGACGGAAAUGACGGCUGCAUUCCCCCAUCUGAUCGAGGAGUGGAAAUCGGCGGCGAUGAACGGCCGCAUCGCCGAGCCGGAGGAUAUCAUGGGGGCGUGUGUGUUUCUGGCCAGCGACGCCAGUUCCUACAUGACAGGGCAGGAUGUGGUCGUGGAUGGGGGGGUAACCAAGUGGUAGUCCUUUGUAAUCAACGAAAUUCAUACUAUCGUAAUCAAUC
This is a messenger RNA of Aspergillus ibericus CBS 121593, 870 nucleotides long. Its product is annotated as putative lung carbonyl reductase. NCBI's taxonomy places the organism in Eukaryota, Fungi, Ascomycota, Eurotiomycetes, Eurotiales, Aspergillaceae. The coding region runs from base 69 to 830 and encodes 253 amino acids. Gene Ontology annotation, cellular component: intracellular anatomical structure. The record is from RefSeq and is a predicted model, not a curated record. Gene Ontology annotation, molecular function: oxidoreductase activity, acting on NAD(P)H, oxygen as acceptor. The transcript has 5 exons.